This is a messenger RNA of Lodderomyces pseudojiufengensis, 2001 nucleotides long. RefSeq lists its product as uncharacterized. NCBI's taxonomy places the organism in Eukaryota, Fungi, Ascomycota, Pichiomycetes, Serinales, Debaryomycetaceae. Gene Ontology annotation, biological process: regulation of DNA-templated transcription. The record is from RefSeq and is a predicted model, not a curated record. Gene Ontology annotation, molecular function: DNA-binding transcription factor activity, RNA polymerase II-specific; zinc ion binding. The transcript has a single exon. Bases 1 to 2001 code for a protein of 666 amino acids.
AUGGACUUUUGUUAUAACAAACUGAUGGGUAAUGGUACAGUUGCUAGUAAGUUUAGAUUAACUUCAAAAAUUCAACUGAAUCAAUCAAAUUUAAGAACACCGCUCAUAAUUCCCAAGGCCGAUGGUAUAAAUAAUCAAUUCUCACCAUUAAAUCAAAUCACACCACAACAAAAUAAUAAUAAUAAACAAACUAUUGAACUAAAAAACCAAACAACACCUAUAAUCAAUGAGGAAGUAAAUAAACCAAUAACUACUCCUAAACCUAAUUUACAACAAACUCCAUCUCCUCCAAUUGAGAAUAACAUUAGUCACCACCCAAGCAAUUGCAACAGAUGUUAUAGAUUAAAGAAAAAAUGUACUAGAGCUUAUCCAAAAUGUUCACAUUGUGAAAGGACAGGAUCCGAUUGUGAAUAUGUUGAUCGAAGUAAGAAAAGAAGGAAAGUUGUCCCAGCAAAUGUUGAGGAAACAAAAAUCGAUGGACAGAUUGUUCAUAUAGCAGAUACUAGUAAAUCAAAGGAAUUAGUGGAGCAAAAACUUAUUUCAAUAUCGUCUUUAUUGGCAGAUUCGAAUGACGAACAAGUGAAAAAAAGAGAAAUGUCUAAGAAUAAUAAAAUACCGACAGCUGCAUUGGCAUCUUCUGCCAGGAGAGCUCAGGAUAAAGAAAGACAAAAUAUAGUUGACAAAAUUAACUUCAAAACAACUCAGAAACCUACUUUUUCAAAUUUACAGGAAGAAUUUAUCACGAUGAAAGAAAUUAAGGAAAACGAAUUACCUUUAAUAUUUGCAAUGUAUUAUUUUGAAAAUUUUUCAUUCAAGUAUCCAUUUAUAAAUAAAGUUGAAUUUUUUGAAAAAUUAAAGAAAAUUAAUUUUGCAAAAGAUUCGAUCGUGAAUCUAGAUAUCUAUCUUCUAUUGAGUAUAGGAUGCAUCUUAUAUGAUUCAAAAUGUCAAACGGAUCAUUAUACAACUUAUUUUAAGACAAAAAGUAUACUUGGAAUCAUUGAUGUACUUGAUUUAUCGUUUUCAACCUAUAUGGAGAAUAAUAUGGAAUUGUUGAUACUAUUGUCCAUUUAUGGAAUCGCAUCUUUGAAUAGUGAUUUGGUAUGGAACUUGUUGGGGUUACUCGAUAGAGCCGUGGUAAAAUUUGAACUAUACAAAAAACUUGAUACUAUACAAACAAGUAGAAUUUUCUGGUCAAUUCAUAACUUGGAUAAAGAGUUUAGUAUUAUAUCACAAAGACCGUCACAAUUUCCUUCAUACAACUAUUUCAAAGAAAAUCUGAUUACGGUAAGCCUUUAUGAAGAAGAAAAUAUAUCCAUCGUUAAUCGAAACAUCAAACUUGGAAUGUAUCAGGAUGCUUUAAAUGACUCGUUGCUCAGCAAUUCAAGAGAUAAUUUAUUUGAAAUAUCUAAAAACUUAGGUAUUUGGACAGCUGGAAUUACUAAAGAAUUCAGUUUAAAAUAUAGUACUCAAUCCGAAGUACAAUGUCUUGUUGCUUGGGCAAAUAUCCAAAGUUAUUAUCUUCAAACGGUUAUGGAUCAAAUAUCGACCACAAAAAAUUUUCAAUUCCCCUCUAAUUUUAUUUUCCAUUCAUUUACUGCAUUAAUAACGGCUUCUGAUAAGUCAUCGGAAAAAUCAAAAGCAAACACUCAAUCAUCCAUAGUUUCUUCAAUGUUUUGGUAUUCGCAAUACUUCAAUAUUGUGAGAUAUAGUAUUGAUAGUUUGAUCCAUUUCAUAAUAGAGAAAGAUAAUGAUUUGGAAUUACGUGUUAAAGAAUUCAAUGAUUUUUUGCAACAAUCAUUAAAUAUGUCCAAAUUCAUAAGAGCUGCUAAGACACUGAAUACUAUUGAAGGUUAUAUUAAUUUAAGCGACGAUAAUAAUAAAUUGAUUGAAGAGUUGGAGCGUGUGAGCUUGAAAUUAUUAGGAUACGAUGUAAAUGAUGAUUCAGAGUCGAUUGUCAAACUACUUGAAGACGUUAAAAAUAAUGUAAAGAAAAUUUUAUAA